Messenger RNA from Spirodela intermedia, 2978 nucleotides. Lineage: Eukaryota; Viridiplantae; Streptophyta; Magnoliopsida; Alismatales; Araceae. The record is from the annotation of a GenBank genome assembly.
AUGGGUAUCAUAUGGUUUUGCUUCAGGAGGAAAGCCAUUAGGAACGAUGGUGAGAUUCCAUUUAAAUUUAUCUCUAAAUAUAUGGGGUACAUGAAUCGGUGUAUCUAAAGAAAUCUUUGAGGCAGAUCUGCACGAGGCAAGUUUUGACUCUUAUCCUCUGUGUCAAAAAUUAAACUAGCCGUUUUUGCUUAUGCUAUCUUUUUUUGUAUAGAUCGUUGUAAAGGAAUCCUCAUAUCUGAUGCGAACAUAGCCAAAUCUGCAGAUAUAUAAUUUUUACUCGCAGUACUAUGUGCCAUCUGUGUAGAGAAUUUUAAAAUAAAGCAGCGGAACUUUCUGCAGUUUUGUUUUUCUUUUUUGCAACUUGUGGGGCUAUCAAGUGCACUUGAAUGAAAAGCGAAGAGCAUGGUGUUGAGUUUCGGAUGUCCUUAGAACGGCAUUUCAACCAAUAUGUCCAAGUGAUAUCAGAGACUGUUGUCCUGAUAUCUUUUUUAAUGGACCAUUCUUGUUAUAUAGCUCAAACGUCCUGGAUGGCCGAAAAGUUCAUCAAUCCCUAAACGGAUUGAUGUUCAAGGGGGUUCCUUCCAUAUUGCUUAGCUUGUGCACAAUCCUAGUUCUAAUGAAAAGAGUAGACUCUUAGUGUUUCUUCUGGUCGUUGACCUAGCAGUUGUUUAUGGUUUAAUCGAUGCGACGAAAGAGUGGCCAUCAGAUGGUCUGCAUUGGUAGGAGUGACGAAUAUUUAUUCUGAAGACUACUUGAGUAACAAAAAUGUACGUAGUAAUUUAUUGAGGAUACUAAAUUAAACUGAAGAGAACAUCGUACAUAGACUUCGUCAUAAUCUGAGCUUUAUUAGACAUUUUCAAGCAACCCUUAUAACUCCAAAAGUGGAUAGCUGAUGCGCAUUUGUCUGUAAGAUAAUCUCUAGCAUUGAAUUUUUAUUAUACCCAUGGUAUAUAUUGUCUUUCUCUUAAUUUUUGUGCAGAACUCAAAGCAAUGGAGUUGCGGACAAACUGUUUUAGUUUGAAGCAAAUUAAAGCUGUAACAAGGAACUUGGACCCUGCAAACAAGAUUGGUGAAGGUGGAUUUGGUCCUGUUUACAAGGUCAAGCACAUAGUCAUGAGUUCAUUCUGUUUUGUUUUGUAUCCAGAAUUUAGUCCCGGUGUAAUCUUGAGAGCCUAAUAAUAAUACACGCAUGUUGAAAACUUUCAGGGGGUUCUACCGGACGGUUCUAUGAUCGCGGUGAAGCAGCUGUCUUCCAAGUCAAAGCAAGGAAACCGGGAAUUUUUGAAUGAGAUAGGCAUGAUAUCAGCCCUACAGCACCCGAACCUCGUAAGACUUUUUGGGUGCUGCACCGAAGGGAAUCAGUUGCUGCUAAUAUACGAAUACAUGGAAAAUAACAGCCUUGCCCGAGCCCUAUAUGGUAACCAUGUUACGGUUCGGGUUCUUUGUACCUUGUGCCCGCGACUUUCUAGGAUUUACCUCUUUAGAUUCACAUUGUGUGAGGUUAUUGCCAGUAUGGUGUGAAUGUAACAAUCACGGUGUUGACAGGUCCCGAAGGGCUGAAGUUGGAACUGGAUUGGCAGACGAGGCGUAAAAUUUGCAUAGGAAUAGCAAGGGGAUUAGCCUACCUUCACGAAGAGUCGAGGCUAAAGGUUGUUCAUAGAGACAUCAAAACGACGAAUGUCCUUCUCGAUAAGGAUCUGAACGCGAAGAUAUCGGACUUCGGACUGGCUAAACUGGACGAAGAGGAGAAUACCCACAUCAGCACCCGGAUAGCAGGGACCAUGUAAGCAAACUCUGUGUCUGAAAUAAUGGAUCUCUCGGCUGUUGGUAGAGUGAUAUAAUUCGAGUUGCAGCUCUUCAUUCGUUUUGCCGACUGUUCACAGUUGCGACUCAUGGGACCUGCAAUUGAUCAUCGAUUGAUAGUUAGAAUCAAUGCGCAGCCUUUUUUGUUGUUGUAGUAUUAUGCUCAUUGAGACAAGUUAGUUUCACGAAUGUCGCAUUCAAAACUCUUUCUUCGUAUCUUAUUUUCGUCCUACUCGAUCCUGCCUUCAAAAGUGUUUAAGGUUACCACCUCCAUCCAACACACCGUUCAGUUUUUCCUUCUACGACGGCUAUCGCAUCUCAGCAAUUGGUUCUUGUCAUCUGAAGGUCCCUGAAGUGGGGAAGCUCCAAUUAGUGAUUUAUUUCAAUAUGUUGGAGAUGAAAAAGACCGGUUUUUGUUUGGUGAUGCUGUCUCCUUUACACUGACGAGCAUUUUCCUUGUUUCGUUCCAGGGGUUAUAUAGCUCCUGAAUAUGCUUUGAGAGGUUACUUGACGGACAAAGCAGAUGUUUACAGCUUUGGCGUGGUCACGUUGGAGAUUGUGAGCGGAAAGAGUAACGCCAACUGUCGCAUCAAAGAGGAUUUCAUGUACCUUCUCGAUUGGGUAUGCGACCUUCGAUAACUCUGGACGUACAAGGCCGAGUGCUCAAACCAAUUCAGGGUUAAGAGAUUUCUUAGCAAUGGUUUUUCCAUUUUUCUCAGGCCAAUGUUCUCCAGGAGAAGGGCGCCCUCCUCGACCUGGUGGACCCCGCCCUGGGUGUCAACUUCUCCACGGAGGAAGCACAGCAGAUGCUGGACCUGGCCCUCCUGUGCACCAACCUUACUCCGGCCCUUCGGCCUUCCAUGUCCACUGUGGUCGCCAUGCUCGAGGACCACACGCCCAUUCAGGCCCCGACUAUAAAGAUCACCCGGACAGAGAGCAUGGAGCAGAGGUUUAGGUCCUUGGAGACGAUCUCCCAGGAUGGGCAUAGCCAGGCCGCCACCACGGAAGGGCCGUGCUCAGAUUCCACGUUGCCUAUGCAGAGAAGCAACAGAGGAGACGACCGCUUCUACUCCACCACAACCCGGCUCCUCGGUGACUGCAAGGAUUUCCCCUGGGACAGUGGCUACUCCGAGGACGGGUCAUCCCUGGAAAGGCGUUCACAAAAGCUCUCUUGA